CUUGAUUGAAUAAAAAAUUUGUAAAAACACCAAAAGAGCAAAAAAUAAAAAGUUAAAGGCACCAAAUUUGUAAUAUUUCCUUUAAAUAUUUCUGAUCCUUCAUCAUUUGUUGUCCGGAAACCUCAUUGACCUGGACUUGUCGCUAAAAAGAAAAAAACGCAAAGCGUAUGAGCAAAUAACUGAAUUGCAUUGCUUUGUGGCCAUGUCUGAUCUUCCAUGCAAUAAUCAACUCCACAACCAACCCCACAAUUUCUAUGGAUUUAAGCCCAGAUGUUGUUCAAUGGAUAUCUCUCUUCUCAAAAUGUAUCAGUACCAGAAACCUCAAACUCGGCUUGACCCUGCACUCUUUUCUCAUCAAAACAGCACUCAUAUGUAGCCCCUUUUUCUCCAAUCGUGUAAUGGACUUGUACUCCAAAUUCAACGUCAUUGAUAGUGCCCAGAAAGUCUUUGAUGAUAAUCCCAUUAAGAAUAUUCAUUCUUGGAACACUAUGAUUGGUGGUUACGCACGAGUGGGUUUAUUUGACAAUGCUCGCGACCUGUUUGAUAAAAUGCCUGAACCAAAUCUUAUUAGCUAUAAUUCACUUAUUUCAGGUUUGUCUCGUCAUGGCUUUUAUAAAGAAUCGAUUAAUAUUUUGAAAAGGAUUCAAAGAGAUUGUGGUUGUAUAUGUUUAGACGAGUUUACUGUGGUUAGCGUAGUUGGUUCUUGUGCUUGCUUAGGCUCAUUGGAUUUGUUACGUCAAGUGCAUGGAGCAGCAAUACUUAUUGGGUUGGAGUUCAAUGUGAUAGUUUACAACGCUUUAAUUGAUUCCUACGGAAAAUGUGGCCAACAUAAUACAUCUUAUUGUAUAUUCAGUCGAAUGUUUGAAAGGGAUGUCGUGUCAUGGACUUCAAUGGUUGACGCAUAUGCCCGGGCUUCUAGAAUGGAUGAUGCUUUUCGUCUUUUUAUGGAAAUGCCAGUUAAGAACACAGUGUCUUGGACUAGUUUGAUAGCUGGCUUCGCAAAAAAUGGGCAUAGUUAUAAAGCUUUGGAGCUUUUCCUGCAGAUGCAAGAAGAGAAUGUUCUGCCUAGUGCUUUUACAUUUGUUACUGUUUUAGGUGCUUGUGCAGAUCUAGCACUUAUCGAAAGAGGGAAACAGAUCCAUGGACACAUCAUCAGAAGCAGCGGUAGAACUGAUUUGUUCAACAUGUAUGUAUAUAAUGCAUUGAUUGACAUGUACUGCAAGUGUGGAGAUAUGAAGUCAUCGAAAUCAUUGUUUGAGGGUAUGUCAGAGAAGGAUAUUGUCUCUUGGAACUCAUUGAUAACAGGGCUUGCCCAAAAUGGACAUGCAGAGGAAUCACUCGACCUUUUCAGGAAGAUGGUAGAAGGAAACAGAUUGCCAAAUCAUGUCACAUUUUCUGGGGUGUUAUCUGCUUGUAGUCACACAGGUUUAGUUUCUGAAGGUCUUCAGAUCCUAGAUGCAAUGGAAAAGCGAUAUGGCAUAGUCCCAAAAUCAGAUCAUUAUUCAAUAUUGGUUGAUCUAUUGGGAAGGAAAAAUAGGCUGAAGGAAGCAACGGAGUUCAUAGAGAGAGCACCAAAUGGAUCAAUUCACAUUGGUAUGUGGGGUGCACUUUUAGGCGCUUGUCGAGUACAUGGGAAUUUAGAUCUUGCUAGCCGUGCAGCAGAAGUCCUGUUUGAGUUGGAACCUACUAAUGCUGCAAGAUACAUUAUGUUAUCCAACGUAUAUGCUGCAGCUAAUAGGUGGAGUGAAGUCCAUAGAGUGAGGAGGGUCAUGGGGGAGAGAGGUUUGAAGAAAGAGGCUGCUCAAAGUUGGAUUGAGGUGAGAAAUGAAGUACAUGAAUUUGUGGCCAGAGCCAGGGUCCAUCAUCAGAUGAAAGAGAUAAAUGAAAUUAUUGCUGUACUGGUUGAUCACAUGAAGGAAGCUGGAUAUCGACCCUGCACUAUGAACUCUUAAUUUCU
This is a messenger RNA of Ricinus communis (castor bean), 1957 nucleotides long. Its product is annotated as pentatricopeptide repeat-containing protein At2g13600. Gene Ontology annotation, biological process: RNA modification. Gene Ontology annotation, molecular function: RNA binding; protein binding. The record is from RefSeq and is a predicted model, not a curated record. Lineage: Eukaryota; Viridiplantae; Streptophyta; Magnoliopsida; Malpighiales; Euphorbiaceae. Bases 255 to 1952 code for a protein of 565 amino acids. The transcript has a single exon.